This is a messenger RNA of Clupea harengus (Atlantic herring), 2605 nucleotides long. RefSeq names its product ras association domain-containing protein 1. Lineage: Eukaryota; Metazoa; Chordata; Actinopteri; Clupeiformes; Clupeidae. Gene Ontology annotation, cellular component: microtubule cytoskeleton; nucleus. The record is from RefSeq and is a predicted model, not a curated record. Gene Ontology annotation, biological process: Ras protein signal transduction.
GGAGAGGAGGGCUAUAGGACAGCACGGGGUCGACCUACCGGAAGCCACCUAACGCCUUGAGGCAUUCGGGACAGUUAUGCCGAUCAUGUUAACCUGACAGCUGCAGGAUGUUUUAAUAUGAAAAGGGGCAUUUGCUUGUGGGCUCCAGAAAAGUGUAACUGCGACGAUCAGCGGUUUCGGGGGUUACGUGAGUUAAAGAAACUUUUUUGAAGAAUGCUCAGCGGAGGAGAAAUAUUUGCACCAGUUCAGCGGACCGCUUUUUAACCUUCUAGAGGAGCAAGAACAAGUUUGUCAUCACAUGGACAUCAGACCGAGUUGGCUAUCCGAAGGACACUUCAAUGUAGACUAUUUGUGGACGUUUUCGAAUAGUUAAAACUACUUCCACCGCACUAGCUGGCUGUGAUCAACAGGAUGAGCAUGAAGAACCCGACCUCUCCACACCGCUCCUCCGAUUGAUUGUAGCCUACCCUCACCAACAACACCCAAGGGCAUGAAUGUGGAUACUUGAUGUCUGUGUAACCACAAGGUCCUUAGUGCAUGAGGAAUCAGCACAGCUCGUGAAGCACCAUGUCAGCAGGAGAGCUGAUCGAGCUGCAGGACCUGAGGGCAGGGGACCGCAUCGAGCUGACCCUGCCUUCCGCGUCCCGCACCGCGCGCCUGGAGCGGGUCAACGCCAUGCGUCUGACCCCCGGGAGGGUUCCGGAGCUGCUGAGUCGCGUGCGGAUCAUCCGGCUGCUGGGGGGGAUCGCUGCAGACACCCAGCCGGGGGAGGAGGUCGGGAUCGGGGUGGCCGAUCCAAAGUUAGUGGAAGAGGGGGGAGAGGGCCAUGACUUCCAGCCCUGCAGCCACACGCAGCCCACCUGGUGCGACCUGUGUGGAGACUUCAUCUGGGGCCUGUACAAGCAGAGUCUGCGCUGCGUCAAUUGCAGAUUCACAUGUCACUACAGAUGCCGCGCCCUCAUCAAAUUGGAUUGCAGUUUGGAUCAGGGCUCUGUGGCUGACCAAGCAUUCAUCACAGAGGAGGAGGAGGAGGAGGACACCAUAGAAUCAGACACAAAUGUGGAUGAACAGAUCGAAUUGGGAAAGCAGGAGCUGACAGCUGCAGACAUCCAGAAGAAGGUGAAGGAGUACAAUGCCCAGAUCAACAGCAACCUCUUCAUGUCAUCGAACAAAGAUGGCUCGUACACAGGUUUCAUCAAGGUCCAUCUGAAGCUGGUGCGCCCUGUGUCCGUGCCUCCACCCAGAAAGGCUCCGUCCGCUCAGGACUCCCCUGGCCGCAGUAAAACAGCAGCUGGGAGCGCCCUGAAGCGGCGCACCUCCUUCUACUUGCCCAAGGACACAGCCAAGCACCUGCACAUCAGCUCACGCACCAGCUCCCGCGAGGUCAUCCAGGCCCUGCUCAAGAAAUUCACCGUGCUGGACAACCCGGCCAAGUUUGCCCUGUUUGAGCGCAGUGAGCGUCACGACCAAGUGUACCUGCGUAAGCUUCCCGAUGACGAGCGUCCGCUCCACCUGCGUUUGUGUGCCGGACCCAAUGAGAAUGUCCUCAGCCUGGUGCUGAGGGAGAACGAGACAGGAGAGGUUAAUUGGCACGCCUUCUCUCAGCCUGAGCUCCAAAACUUCGUCCGCAUGCUGAAACGUGAGGAAGAGGAGCACGUGAAGCAGAUCAUUCUGCGCUACACCCGAGCUCGUGAACGCUUACAGGAAGCCCUCCCUGGCUCUAAGCCUGGCUGAGGGGCACCUCCAUGCCCUUCCCAGUUCAGCGUGGGAUUACCUGCAAUGUUGACCUGCGGCCACUAGGUGGCUCCUGAGUCACCGCUGCAUCCAAAGACGACGACGUGGAUAGGCCUUCACUCCCCCCCUCCUCUCUGUCAGCAGAGAGGAUUGACAAAUUCAAGGGAAUGACUGUGUGAGUGAACAAGAGAGAGAAAGAGCAAUAGCAGUUGUGCCUUGGACAUGUGAGAGUGAGUUAUGUCUGGAGGAGCGUAUGAAUGAGCGAAUGAUUAACAGCAGAUGGGAGAGGAAAAGAGUCGUGUCUGAGAACUGAGCCUGUGUGAGCGCGUGCAGUGAGCAUGUGAGAAACCAGCAGCAUGAGUGACUGCUGAGGAUCUGAACUGAUUGGUGGUGGAGUCCAUCCAUCCCCAUCAGCUUCGAAAAAAUGUGUCUGUUCCUCAUUGAGUGGUGUGCUCAUGAGUGAAUGGCUUGUUUGUCAAUAUUUUUGUCUGUUUGUCUGUUUUACAUGUUGGGUACAUGUGUGACCUUCUGAAUGAUUGGGAUUUGGUGUUGAAAAUGUUAAUACAUGUGGGGCGAGUCCUGUAAGGACUUUCCUCAAUACAUCCAAAUACACACAGAACAUUAGGCAGCCCUUUACACAGGUUAGAACAUGUGUUUACACACACACACACACACACACACACCCACACACAAACACACAAUGACACACUUACAAAGACAUUGGAAUUGCACAUUAUCAAACACAUUCCACAGCUACCCAUUUGUCUAAUUACUACAGAUAAAAUUGAGAAGUUGCUAUGAAAUGUGUUACUCCACCAUUUGUUUUGUCAGCUAUGGAAGACAAACUGUUAAAUAAAAGAUAUUUACUGCA